This is a messenger RNA of Schistosoma intercalatum, 4384 nucleotides long. The record is from the annotation of a GenBank genome assembly. NCBI's taxonomy places the organism in Eukaryota, Metazoa, Platyhelminthes, Trematoda, Strigeidida, Schistosomatidae.
AUGUAUUGUUGCGCGUAUUAUGGUAUUAGCGCUGCACCCAAUAAAUUAAUGUCGGCGCGACUUUACCUCGCUUAGGAUUUCUAGUUCAUUUCCUCAACCUUCUAAUGGCUCUUUCAGGGUCGAAGGAGUUCAUCGAUAUGCUGCUAGCUCGGGAAUUUACAAGUGCUGAUGAUCAGGUACUUAUUAUGAAUGGUUGUGAUGUUAGUGGACAUAGUUUUAAAGAGAAUGGUUUCGCAAAACCCGUUUUGGUACGAUCAAAAGACGGUUUAAGAAUUAAGGUCCCGCUAGACUCAUUCUCUCAUACAGAUUUAACCAGGUUUAUAGAUCCUAGUAUCCAGGUUGAUGUCAUCGAUGUUCGUCAGCAAGUCGAGAUACAAAUGACGCUCCAAGAACUGGUUGACCACUUUUCCUCACCUCGUCGACAGGUAUUGUUAAACAUGCUGAGUCUGGAGUUUUCAAGAACCAGCCUGGCAAAGUUUGUACAUCCUCCGCAUGUCGUUUCGGAACUUAGUCUUGUCACAACCUGCUGGCCGGAAGAUGACCCUAACGACCUUAAAGAUGUCGAAUUUAUCGGCGAGACUGCACCAACUGUCCAGAAAUACUGUCUUUUAAGUAUGAAAGGCAGUUAUACUGACUUCCAUAUAGAUUUCGGUGGAUCAUCUGUCUGGUACCAUGUUAUGUGGGGUGAAAAAGUGUUUUAUUUGAUGCCGCCUACACCCGAAUUCGUUUCUGCUUAUUGGCGAUGGUGUAUGAGCAGCGAUCAUAGGGCGACAUUCUUCCCAGACUUUGUUGCUAGUCUUCGGGAGAAAGAAUCGACUAGUAACGUAAAUAGACCCACAGUUUACUGCCUUCAUAUUUUACCCGGCCAAACAAUCUUCUUGCCAUCUGGUUGGAUCCACGCUGUUUACACGCCUUCUGACUGUCUAGUUUUUGGAGGAAAUUUCCUGAGUGGAUUGCAUGUAUCUAUGCAGCUCAGAAUUUAUCGCAUGGAACAAAAAUGUAAAACUCCAAUGAAAUUUCUGUUCCCUAAUUUUGAGAAGGUUCACUGGUUUUAUAGCCAAUGUCUCCUGGACAGACUAACUAACAACUUAACUGAUGGCGAAAAUCCCGUUAUUUUCGACGUAGAGGCGGCUGAAUGCUUGGCUAAAGUUCUUCCUUUGUGGUAUUCUAAAAGACAUAUGCUCCCACCAGAAGAAAGAGAUUACUUUCUUCCGAAUCAAAGUCAGUUAGACAUGUUAUGUCCAAGUCUCAUUGAAAGACUGUCUGAGGUCGUAAAUUCAAUAUUAUCACAUUCAACGAAAAACUCAGGUUUUUUAGCAGAUUAUUCCAAAUCAGAAAUAUUUUCAAAGCAUUCCAAAUCUAAUGGACGAGCAAUUGAAAGCUGCUCAAAUGCUAAAAGUAUAGAAUGUUUGAACCGUGAGUUAGGUAAGGAAACUAAAUGGGAACUUAAAGAUAGACAUUUUGGAGGUCUAGGCUGGAUGCCAAAUAGACAAACUUAUUCCAAAAAUUUACGUGAACCAAAGAGCUUGAUAAAAGGAAAUGAGAACGAAAAACAUGUGAUUACUGAUGAUGUAGAUAUCCUUGAAGCACUACCGGGUUUGGAAAAAAGUCGAUUAAUCGGAGACCAUUAUUAUUUGACAUUAAGUGACUCAGAAGGUGAUGAUGGCGACAACGUUAGGAUGAAAUCAAAAGCCCAAUGUUCGCUAACAAAAAAACAGAAGGGGAUAUCUACUCUAUACCAAGCAAGUAGGAAGAGAAAAACUAAGAAUAAUGAUGAUGAUCCAACUUGGAGUAUGCCUAGUCCUACGCGUCGCAGGUUUGGUACAACUGAAUGGAAGUCAAAGAGUUCAAGACUUGUUGUUUCUAAUUUAAAAAGAGAUAAGAAGUCAUUGGUAAAUGCUUCUAGUGUUUAACUAAUAUAAUUUUUGACUAUUCAACGCUAUUUCCUAUCCACAAAUGAUACUGUUGGGACAUAUUUAAACUAGUCUAGAUCAUGUAAUAAUUAAUUUGUUAGUAAAUAUCCAAGCUCUAUUUCCUGUUGUUAUCAUUGUUUGGUUUUAUAAACACUAAGUAUGACAAAAGCAAUAUAAGCUGUAAAUUUAUUAAACUAGUCAAGGUAUUGAGGUUAUCUAACACUCGACCCACUUAACUAGUAUUUUUAGUUUGAUGAACUUGACAACUUGAGGUAACCCAUUCAGAGUUCUUUAUUCUUUCCAAUUCCUUUUCAUCCUUUUUUAGAACAUGAUGAGUCAAUGAUUACAACUGACCACAUUCAGGCGGUUACUCUGUGUUAUGUUGUUGAGAUGUAGCCUAUUCACUGUUGAUGUUUUUUCAAUAUUCUUCACUUGUUUUAGCCUGUUUUUGAGAACUUAUCACUAAAUCCUCUAUUGUCGUGGCUACUAUCAAACUGCUUAUUCUAAUAAGUUUAAACAGUUAAGAAUCGUCUAUUACAGUUUCUUAUGCAUUAGAGUGGCUACACAAUUCACAUGAACAGUCACAAGGAAACCCCUGUUAUAUUCUCCAGAAACCCGUCAACUCAGUCCCCAACAAAUAAAAAACAACGAACGAAUUUUUUCAAAACCUCUACAGGCGAUAACAGUAAAAAAUACGUUGAUACUUAUAGAGAAAUCAGAAGUGUACUUGAGAACUAUCCAAUAGGAGCACGAGUUGAAAAACACCAGCUUCAAUUCAAUAGUACACAUGCGCCCUAGGAUCCUAAAGAAGCAAAUUGCUUAUGAGCCUGCUUUUUCUUUUCACUACCAUGAUACUACACAUCCCUUCAUUGCUCUAUCUUUUUAUGGGUUAGGCCUUUACGUUAAAAGGUUUAGAGAAUGGUCGUAUCUCAUAAUCAGUAUCAUAGUCUGCAUAACAUUAGGAAUUUAAAAAAAUAUCUUUUUCAAAAAGUUUUGAACAAGAAAGAACAACUAAGCUAUUCUGUAGAAUAUAUUCUUGUAUUUUUAAUCCGAAGUCUCGUGUGAAUUUUUAAUGGUAUCUGAAUUAACAUAGUAUGUUUGAUCAAGAACACUUUAUUUCUCAAGUUACUUAUCUUCACUGUGGUUAAUCGUAGCAUGAUAUGGUUAUAUACAUUAAUGUUUAUUAUUUACUAAGUUAAUGGUUGUAUGGAUUAUCGACUAAUAAAUUAUUUCAAUAGUUGGGAUCAUGAGUCAAUUGAAGCUAGACCACCAUAGUAAACCUGGAAGCACUGGACCGUUUCGUCCUAUUGUGGGACUCCUCAGUAGUGUGCACCUGCGAUCCCACCUUGCGAGAUUCGAACCCAGGCGCGGUCGUGAAUACGCACUGCUAAGAAGUCUCACAAUAGGACGAAACGGUCGGCCAGUGCUUUCAGGCUUACCUUGAUGGUCUAGCUUCAAUUAACUCAUGAUCUCAACUAUUGAAAUUACCAUACUAUCCACAAAGACCUAUUCUGAUAUCAAUAGAUUAUUCUUUAAAAUGUUUAUAUUCCUUUGAGUAUUUUAUAAAAUUUUAUUUAUUAAAACAAUGCAGUAGUGCAAACUCUCCGUGUGCAUGGAAUGCAUGACUUUUUGUUAUGGAACACUUCACUUUUCAUUUAUUUUCUACAGCACCCUCUACUCAGUGAAGUGAAUCCAUCAUCAUCAGGCUCGAGUGCUUUAAAACCCAGAGAUUCUUCAACAUUGCGUCCGCAUAUGACAGUAAAAACACAAAAACCACGAACUAAACGCAAUACAACAGUUAGACAACGUCUUGCUAAACGUUUAGGUAUUUAAUUCAUUUUAGCAAAGCAUGGAUGUUAUUUAUUUACAUAUUGUCUAUUUGUAUGCUUAUCAAUCACAAGUUUACUAAUAUUAUUCAUUACUAUCAGUGGUAACUCUAAUUUUAUACUUUUUUCUACCUACAUAUAUAAAGUGAAUUAUUUGGACCGUAUAGAUUUGUAAAAUUUAUUUCCUCUCUACUAACGAUAUCUAUAUACAUGUAUACAUAUACACACUCAAGUUAGCAAUUCUUAUCCGAAUGUAGUAUAAUAUGGUCGUGAUCUAAGGAAUUUUUCAAAUAACUUCAGUUUUAUUAUUGUUAUUACUAACUGUAGUAGCGGUAUUACUAUUAACAAGUGCAGCAUACUUAUCAUGCAUACAAUGACCUUUUUUUAACCAUAUUUCAAAUAGUUCUUCUGAGUUAUUUUUUAUUCUUAUUUGUUCACUAAUAAUGCCAUUCAAUUUGUGUCCCAUACUUUUAUCUCCUUAUUUUAGUUAUGUUUUAAAUUUGAGAAAUGUAAACUUUAAUUGCAUUUAUGUAUAAUCAUGCUGAUUAUGAAAUAGUUAAAUAACUGACUGUUUCCCUCCAACUUCAUCCAUUUCUUCGUGUAAUUUCAUUAAUUCCACCUCAUCAUUAUUCACAUAUCUCAUCC